Molecule: messenger RNA, 1395 nt
Organism: Penicillium canescens
Lineage: Eukaryota; Fungi; Ascomycota; Eurotiomycetes; Eurotiales; Aspergillaceae
Gene: zpr1
Product: zinc finger-containing protein ZPR1
Exons: 5
Coding region: 1-1395 (464 amino acids)
Cellular component (GO): cytoplasm; nucleus
Molecular function (GO): zinc ion binding
Source: RefSeq, a predicted model, not a curated record
AUGGUCGACAAGUCUGAUAACGAUGCUCUUGAGGCGCAAUUUGAGUCGCAAUUCCAAAAGCCUGGCGAUCUCGUCGAGCGCGACGAUGACACCGGCCUCAUGCAGGUUGAGAGUCUCUGCAUGAACUGCCAUAAGAACGGAAUUACCCGCCUUCUGCUGAUCAGGAUUCCCUACAUUAGCGACUGCAUUCUCGAGAGCUUCAGUUGCGAACAUUGCAAUUUCUCCGACAACAGCAUCAAGUCGGCUGGUGAGAUUCAGCAGCGCGGCUCCAAGUACACCCUGGUUGUUGAGAAUGAGCAGGAUCUCUCUCGUCAGGUUGUCCGCAGCGACUUCUCCACCUUCACUGUACACAUCACCAACGACAUCGAAUUGCCUCGUGGCAAGGGCCAGUUGACCAACGUGGAGGGUGUCAUUCAGCAAAUCCACGAAGGAUUGUCAGGAGAGCAGGAGCUUCGCAAGGAGCAAGCCCCGGAACUACAUGAUGCCCUUGUUCCCAUCAUUGCACGCCUCAAGAAGAUCCUGGAUCGCGACGAUGCUUUCCCUUUCACCGUCUCGCUGGAUGAUCCCACCGGCAAUUCGUGGAUCGCGCCCAACACCUCCGAUCGUGGCCUCAAGUACAAGCGCCAGGAAUACCCCCGUACCCACGAACAGAACGAAGAGCUCGGUAUCUCCAACGAUGCGAACGCAGUGGCCGCUGAAACCUCCGAAAUGGACGCCGGAAACCCGGAUGAUCUCGACAUUGUCGACGGUCAGGUCUACACUUUGCCCGCUGAAUGCCCCGGCUGCACCAAGCCCUGUGAAGUUCGGAUCAAAAAGAUCUUCAUUCCCCAUUUCAAGGACGUUAUGAUUUUCGCCACCCACUGUUCUCACUGCGCUUUCCGAAGCAGUGAUGUCAAGACUGGCGGUGAAGUCCCCGAGAAGGGCAGACGCAUCACUCUCCAGGUCAACAGCAUUGUUGAUCUCUCCCGUGAUAUCCUCAAGUCUGACACUUGCGCACUCCGCAGUGAAGAGCUGGAUCUUUCCGUUGAGCCCGGCACUCUAGGUGGUCGUUUCACGACUGUCGAGGGUAUUCUGACCGAGGUGAAGGACCAACUAGAGGGUAACGUGAUGGACACCGUCAACGGCGGUGGAGACUCCAUGCCUUCCGACGACAAGGUGAAGUGGGAGCGCUUCUUCGACCGUCUCGACCAGGCCAUCAAGGGCAACCUGAAGUUCGUCAUCACUCUUGAGGACCCCAUGGCCAACAGCUAUGUCCAGGAUCUGUGCUCGCCAGCUGUCGACCCCCAGAUCACCAUCGAGGAGUACACUCGUACUGCUGAGGAGGAAGACGACCUCGGUCUAACUGAUAUGAAGACUGAGGGCUAUGAGCAGGACGAGGAGAAGAAGGAGGAGUAA